This is a messenger RNA of Linum trigynum, 3696 nucleotides long. NCBI's taxonomy places the organism in Eukaryota, Viridiplantae, Streptophyta, Magnoliopsida, Malpighiales, Linaceae. The record is from the annotation of a GenBank genome assembly.
AACUCCAAAAAGAGAAAAGUGGGGGGAGCUCAAAAGCCCACCCGUGACACUGACACGUGGCGCGCAACGCGAGCCUUGAUUUGGGUUCUCCUCUCCUUUAAAUAUCCCUUCCCUCCUCAGUCCUUGUCACUUUCUACAAACUGACUUCCCUCUAAAAUUUUGCUCUGACUUCUCUCUAGAUUUCGCUCUGACUUCUCUCUAGAUUCCUCUUUGCAAUCGUCAUCACUUCCUUCGAGUCAGCUAAGAAUAUCGUCGCAAACAGACAAAGCUUCCAUCCCAGGCGCUCAGACAUCCAGACUCACUUUCCGUCUCCGCCACUCUUUCCCUCUUCUUCGUUGGGCUGGGCGUCAUCCCCUCGCCCCUCUUCAAGGUGUCGACCUCCCGCCGAAGCGCCUCGAUCGCCUCGUCCUGAUCUUCGAUGAUCCUAAACAACUCCUUUUUGUGACUGAGGCGCCUUCCGACCCCCGAAACAUGCCAUCACUUUCCUCACCUUCGUCCAUCUCGGGCGUCUGCCCUCUCAUCCGCCCAGAUUGUUCUUCAGUAAUUUCCUCUCUUUCUUCAUUCAUUGGCGCCUCCUCACUCAUGAUUCCUGGUUAUAUUCCCCUUCCUGGCGCGCCAAUUGUUUGAGCCGCGACACCUCACUCGAAUCCCCGCAAAUUCCCUUCGAUCGGCGUCUGCCUACACACACGAACACGGAGGGGGCGCCUGGGCCCGUUAAUCUUCCGACGCCCAAGUUAGCUUCUUAGAGAGAGAAGUAUGCCAGAGUAAGAGUUUUAGUGAGAGAAUCCAACCUAUGUAAAUGCUACCAACUGCCCCUAUUUAUACUCACCAAGUUCGAGGCUGAUCUCCUCCACGUCAUUGCCUCAUUUAAUGGCUUGUACUUUCUUAGUCAGACAUCCCAACCACCUUGUCAGGCUUCUGCCGUGUGAUAGGCGCCCGCAGGCAGUGGACCACUUGACAGUCUGACCUCCCUUGGCUUUUGCCCUGUACCCUCUUUGUCAGAUAUUCCAACUACCUUGUCAGGCUUCUGCCGCGUGGCAGGCGCCCGCUGGCGAUGGACCACUUGACAGCCUGGCUCCCCUUCUUGGCUUUUAGCGUUUUGUCCUCAUGGGCCCCUCACCUUGCUUGGGCCUAGAAGGGUUUCACAAAUCCAUUCCUGGGCCUUCCCCCCCCCCCCCCCCAAUGCUGUUGUUUGGAGGCCCAGUCCACUGUUUGUUGGGCCUCAAUUGUAGCACCCCCAACAAAAAACAAAUUGAACAAAGAAGAAAGCAUACUUCAGCAUGAGAAUCUCUUCCAGAAUCACCCCCCACCCCUCUGCCAUGCUGAGAUGAACCUGAUGAAACUUGGAGGAUAACCAAUUGUGAAUAUCCACAAAAGCAAACGGCAUUAAAACCAUGAGUUAAACACCAAUUCAUAGCAUCUCUAAGAGCUAAUAAUUCAAGGAGGAAGGGUUCAUCCAAACCUUGAUACUUUUUACCAUAAGCACAGACUAAUGAAGCUCCCGAUGAGAUACCCACAAAACCAAUGCUGCCACAUUCAUUCUUCCUGGUAGCUCCAUCGAACCGCAUCAGCAAGCCACCUAAUGGACUUGAAGGAGGUGGAUGGUGGCAGCAGUACGACGCUGGGUCGGAUGUUGCUGUUGGGGUGAGUUGGUGGCCAACUGCCAUUCCGCCACUUGGGACUGGAAUUGACGAAAAGGAGUUGGAGGGAGGUAUUGGAUAUGGUCAUAGAUUGACCAACAUCACCCCUUCCGUAGCCGCCAGGCAAUGAACACCAUCUCUGCAAUUUGAUCCCUAGAUAAUUGCAUAGAGAAGAAGAGACGAGGCCACAAGAAUUCAGUAGGAAUAAGGCUCAGUUCAUGUCGCAAAUGGCUGUUGCCAGCAAGCAUCCACACCUCCCUUGCAAUCCUGCAAUCAAGAAAACAGUGAGUAAUGGUCUCAUCAGUUGCCGAACAUACAGGACAGGUGCGCGAGGGGCACAAGGACUUAUCUUGGAGUAUUGUACAAAGAGGGAGGAAACCACGAACAACUCUCCACAGGAAGAAUUUCAGUUUCAGAGGGAGAGGCAAGCUCCAAAGGCACUUCCAGAACUUGGAAUUAAGUUGAGGGGGGAGGCUAGCAAACAUAUCAUCUCACUAAGAAGAAAGGAGAUGAUAGCCGGACUUGACAGUGUAUAAACCGGAUUCCGAGUAGUGCCAAAUCAGUUUAUCAGGAAGGGCUUUCUGCAAUUCGCUGGAAUAUUUUUUUUAUACUAACAAUUUUUUAUUUUUGAAAGGACCGGAAAUAAGUUUUUAUUUAUUUAUAAGAGUGAUAUAUGAUUAAAAAAUUCAGACUUAAGACCUUCGAGUUCAAAAUUAGUUGUAUUACCCUCAGACCAACCUCUUGUUUGAUUUUAAACUUUAAUCCAUUUGCAAUUUGGAAAUCCGUUUAUUUUAUAAAUUCAUUAUCUAUAUCUUCAAAAAUAAUAUAGAGCUUUCAAAUUUAACUCCAUCCAAGUAAUUCUUCUGGCAUACGUGAUAUCUAAUUUAUCGUGAAUUCUCCAAACAAUACAAGCUCGAUCAGAUCGUGAAUGUUUCCCAACUCCUCCAAAAUAAUAUUGUUGGGACCCCGAUCGUGAAUGUUUCCCAACUCCUCCAAAAUAAUAUUGUUGGGACCCCUAAGCUAAGGGAAAGUAUAGUUUUGAACAUAUAUACAUGCACUUGUGAAAAUCACGACAAGCAAUUAACCCAUGGUGCUUUACUGUUUUGGAAUUUAUUAGAUAUGGCUUUUGAUUAUCAAACGCGUAAAAAGACAAGAGUUUCCCGAGCAUCCCACCACAUUCACUGAUUCACAUUAUUAUAAGACUCGCUUAAGAUCCGUAAUUUAGGUUCCCGCUUCUUAUAAUUUUCGUAACGUCCAACCAAUUUACGUCUAAGUGUGGCCGAUUAAUUAAUUAAUUAAUUAACUAAACCGUAAGAAUAUUCAAGUGGUUUAAUUGGUUUAGUUUGAUUCUCGACGUUGCACUUGCACUUUUGCUAUUGGUUGAGAUUCAACAUCAACACAACUGAACCGGAUACGAAAAGCUCCAAAAUAUGGGACGCUGCCAAUAUACAAGGUAGCGGCUCUGCCGAGUGCCGGUGGACAACUUUUACAAAAGGAUGGAUUUUGGCAAAACAACAACCGAAGCAAUUGAUGCCGUAUAAACAUGCAAGAGAACACAUAAUAUACCCAAAUAUUGAGAAUAAUACCGCAAAAUUAUAUCCCAAACUUUUGAUAAUUUUGGAGAUAUAGGCUCGAAACUUUCAAAACCCACAAAUAAAAAUCAAAUUCCCAAAUAAUCGGGACGAUAAUGGGCAUGCUGAUAUGAAGCCGGAAAUUUGAAUGAUGUGGUCAAUUGAUCAACGAUCCAACAUGCAUAAUUCACUCAUAUAUGAAGGAAGAUAUCGUGACUGCAACUUUUUAAUAACCGUAUUUGAACCAUCAUUGCUGAAUACGAGAUUUCACCAAUCAAUAAACAAAGACAAACUCCUCUCAUAUUCCUAUCAACUCGGAAAAACAUUGUUGUCUUGAACGUUUUAAUUUGUUCACACAUGAACGUUUUAAAUGAGUUACUUGAACUUAGCGGUCAACUUUAUAUUAGAUCCAUUAUCACCCUAAAGUUUGAGUCAUAUUCAUCAGAAUAUUAUGCACGUAAUUUUAAUAAAAAAUUAGUAUUUCA